Eruca vesicaria subsp. sativa (arugula) is the source of this 464-nucleotide messenger RNA. The record is from the annotation of a GenBank genome assembly. Lineage: Eukaryota; Viridiplantae; Streptophyta; Magnoliopsida; Brassicales; Brassicaceae.
CUAUAUCUUCUCUUUAUCAAACAAAACACUCAAAAUCUGCUUGCCUGUUUUUUUGAUUCAUCAAAACGAUGGCAACUAUUGCUACUAGCCUUAACAUCGUACCCCAACGAGCCAUCAUCACCAGCAAGACCCAACCAGCUCGUCUCACCUGUCCUGUCCGUUUGAACAACCCAUGGAAUCUUGCUUCAAGAGCAACGAACCGCAUGGUUAACUUUAGGCCGGUUAAAGCAACACCAGAAGGAGUGAUAUCAGAUAAAGUAGAGAAGAGCAUCAAAGACGCUGAGGAGACUUGUGCUGGCGACCCAGUUAGCGGAGAGUGUGUAGCUGCGUGGGACGAGGUUGAAGAGCUCAGCGCAGCAGCUAGCCACGCGAGAGACAAGAAGAAAGCUGAUGGCUCGGACCCUUUGGAAGAAUACUGCAAAGACAAUCCCGAGACCAACGAGUGCCGUACUUACGACAACUGA